GUCCGGUUGCAUGUGGACGACAUGAGAAACCGGGUUCCGGCGUGAGAGGAGACGAGAAAGGUGAAAUAACAGUGCAGAUAAAAGAAGGCAGAAGGCAUGGAUACUGGGGUACAGUCACGAGCAAAGCACAAAAGCCAUGUGUUUGGACUGCUGUUCUUCAAGCGGUUCCUGAAGCUGACCGGGUACAUGUUUCCCUCCUGGAAAAGUGUUCAGGUGCUGAUCUGUUUCCUGCUGCUUAUUCUAGGACUGCUGGAACAAGUGGUCAUUUUCUACAUUGGCAACAUCCCGUCCAAAUAUUACAAAGUUUUUGGUGACCGAGAUAUGAGAGGAUUCAGAGAGAAAACCAUCAUGGCUGUCAUUCUUAUUAUUGCAGAGGCCUUCAUAAAAGCUUCCACUGUCUAUCUUGCUUCUGUUCUGUACAUAAAAUGGAGAGGUUGUAUCAAUGCCAAAAUCCACAAACUGUAUUUCACAGAUCUCGUCUAUUACAAUGUCAAUGUGGCAGGGAAAAUUGACAAUCCGGAUCAGCGAAUCACGCAGGACCUGGACCGGAUGUGUGAUAACUUCAGUCAGAUCUUCGCUCCGAUCAUCAUAGCUCCCUUCACCAUUGCAUACUACCUCUACAAAAGUGUAGAAAGCACAAGUUACCUGGGCCCUGUGGGUGUCCUAUCAUUCUUCAUUGUUGCCACGGUGAUUAACAAGCUUCUGAUGUCACCAGUUGUGCAGUAUGUGUUCAGAAGAGAGAAAAUGGAGGGAAAUUACAGAUUUAAGCACAUGUUGCUGCGGGCUAAUGCAGAGUCUGCAGCGUUUUAUAGAUCAGGAGAAAUAGAGAAAUUCUACACAGACCAGAGACUCCAUAAACUACUGAAGACUCAACACCAUCUGAUAUUACGGCAGUAUGCACUCAAUUUUUCUGUGAAUUUGUUUGAUUACCUUGGUAGUAUACUGAGUUAUAUUCUUCUUGCCUUCCCCAUUUUCCAUGGCGAUUAUGACAACAAGUCACCAGCUGAUUUUUCCUCUCUCAUCAGUGCUAAUUCCUUUGUGAUUAUGUACCUCAUCAACUGUUUUACUCGCCUAAUUGACCUGUCAGUCAAAGCAGCAGAGGUAGCUGGGAACGCUCACAGAGUUGGAGAAUUGAUUGAAGAAUUGCAGCGAGUCAGAGAUAAGCAGGGGACACUGAACUAUGUGAGGAAGAAUCCACCCCCAAAUUUACCUUCCAGUGAUCAAGUUGAAUUAACAGAUCUCAAUAUUAACAGCCAUAUAGACCAGAGAGCCAUAUCCGUCACCGAGCUAACGUACGCUCCACCAAAAUCCAGUGACAUUCUGUGUAAAAAUUUAACAUUCCAGUUGGAGGCUGGAGUAAAUAUCCUCAUAACAGGGGAUUCUGGGUGUGGCAAGAGUUCUCUACUCAGGGUCAUAGCCGGAUUGUGGCCCUCUCAGAAAGGAAGUGUGAAAUUUCAUGAAAUUUUAAAUCCCAGCAAGAUUUUGUUUCUACCUCAAAAACCAUAUUUCACAGAUGGUACGCUCAAACAACAGGUGAUUUAUCCACUGAAAGAAACAGACCAUGGAUCAGUUUCACUAGAUGAUGAGUCAAUCAAUCAGUAUAUGGAGAUUACAGGGCUACAGAAACUGACAGAAAGAUCAAUGGGACUAGAGAGCUACUCAUCACAUGAUUGGUAUCAGGAACUGUCCCCUGGAGAGAUGCAGAGACUGUCCUUUGUCAGACUCUUCUUUCAUCAACCAAAAUUUGCAGUUCUGGAUGAGGCAACGAGUCAGAUCAGUAUUGACCUGGAGCGGGUGUUGUACACUAAGUGUCAGGAACUGGGCAUCACUCUAAUGAGUGUAGGUCACAGAGACACGCUUAGACAGUAUCAUCAAUUAGAACUCCGCCUACAGGGGCGGAGCAACUGGACAAUGCAGCCAAUCACAGAUAAUGUUAUAUCUGUAUGACAAUAGCAAAGUUAUAGAUAAUCAAUUAGGUUUAUUU
Molecule: messenger RNA, 1984 nt
Organism: Saccostrea echinata
Lineage: Eukaryota; Metazoa; Mollusca; Bivalvia; Ostreida; Ostreidae
Product: lysosomal cobalamin transporter ABCD4-like
Exons: 17
Coding region: 97-1947 (616 amino acids)
Biological process (GO): peroxisome organization; long-chain fatty acid import into peroxisome; fatty acid beta-oxidation
Cellular component (GO): peroxisomal membrane
Molecular function (GO): long-chain fatty acid transmembrane transporter activity; ATP binding; ATP hydrolysis activity
Source: RefSeq, a predicted model, not a curated record